Molecule: messenger RNA, 437 nt
Organism: Cylicostephanus goldi
Lineage: Eukaryota; Metazoa; Nematoda; Chromadorea; Rhabditida; Strongylidae
Source: the annotation of a GenBank genome assembly
AUGAACACUCCGUACUGUUGGGAGCUUGAAAUCCGCAAUGUGCAGCUAUCUGAUAGCGGCUCGUACAUGUGCCACGUCAACGCAAAUCAGCAGCCAUCUGUCAAUUAUACUAUAGAGUUCCAAGUCAAAGCUCCAAGAACUAUUCAAAACCUAACGAUCGUAACAAAUGAUAACUCCGCUAACGUUAGCUGGGAUGUACAGCAGGGACCACAGCUGAAGAUAGGACUCAGGCUGGUACGUAGGACGGGACUGAAUGGGCAAGAGGUCUUCUCACAAAUGAACGCCAUUUCACCAGUGACCAUCACCAAUCUCCGAGCUGCGACACCUUAUAAGCUGUUUGUAACUGUGAAUGAUAGCCAGACGGAUCCAUUCGAGAUCACGGAGCUUUUCAAUACGGCUGAAAGUAGUGAGUGUCUUUGGUUUAUCUCUUUUUGAUU